UCUUUGAACGUGCAUGAAUGAGGAGUGAGGAAAGCUCAGGAGCUCUGGGAGUACUGGGACCGAGGCGAACUCAGACCGGAUCAGACAUGGAAGGACAGAACUGCAACAACAUCUGCUCCCGGACGCAUAAACCCGCUACGGACUCCAAGAAGAAGAAAAAGAAAAAGGAAAUCCCGGAGAGGGUGACUUUGAAGAAGGAGAUCGGGCUGCUGAGUGCCUGCACAAUCAUCAUAGGAAACAUCAUUGGCUCUGGGAUUUUUAUUUCUCCAAAGGGCGUCCUGGAGCACUCUGGUUCAGUGGGUUUGGCUCUGAUUGUGUGGACACUGGGAGGCUGUGUUGCUGCUCUAGGCUCCAUGUGCUACGCUGAGUUGGGUGUCACCAUUCCCAAAUCUGGCGGUGACUACUCCUAUGUGACAGAGAUAUUUGGUGGGCUGACAGGGUUUCUGUUGUUGUGGAGCGCAGUCCUCAUCAUGUACCCAACAACCCUUGCUGUUAUUGCCCUUACUUUCUCCAGCUAUGUGCUGCAGCCUGUCUUCCAAAAUUGUGCUCCUCCAUACAUGGCAACACGACUUUUAUCUGCAACGUGUCUUUUAUUGCUGACCUGGGUGAACUGCUCCAGUGUCCGUAUGGCCACCAGAAUCCAGGAUGUUUUCACAGUGGGAAAACUUAUGGCUUUGUGUCUAAUCAUUGUUGUGGGUCUGGUACAAAUCUUCAAUGGAAACUAUGAAGCACUGACUACUAAGGUGGCCUUUUCCAUGGACAGGACGCCGUCCGUUGGACAGAUUGCUCUGGCAUUCCUGCAGGCCUCCUUUGCCUUCAGUGGGUGGAACUUUCUCAAUUACGUUACUGAAGAGGUGGUUGACCCCAGACGGAAUCUACCUCGCGCCAUCUACAUCUCCAUUCCUCUGGUGACGUUUGUGUACACGCUCACCAACAUCGCCUACUUUUCUUCCAUGUCUCCCGAGGAGCUGCUGUCCUCCAAUGCUGUGGCUGUUACAUUUGGUGAGAAACUGCUUGGAGCCUUUGCUAUCAUUAUGCCCAUCUCAGUGGCUCUGUCCACCUUUGGGGGAAUCAAUGGCUACCUGUUCACCUCUUCAAGGUUGUGUUUCUCAGGAGCCAGAGAGGGACAUCUUCCCAGCCUGCUAGCUAUGAUUCACUACAAGAAAUGUACGCCCAUCCCAGCCCUCCUGGUUUGCUGUGCUGCCACUAUUGUUAUACUGUGCAUCGGAGAAACCCACAACCUGAUCAACUACGUCUCCUUUAUCAACUAUCUGUCAUACGGUGUCACCAUCGCAGGUCUGCUGUGGUACCGCUGGAAGAAACCUAACUUAUAUCGGCCUAUUAAGGUAAACCUGCUUGUCCCCGUGUCCUACCUUAUGUUCUGGGCUUUGCUGCUGGGAUUUAGCCUGUACUCAGAGCCAGUCGUUUGUGGUGUUGGUUUGGUCAUCAUGCUUACCGGUGUUCCUGUCUAUUUUCUGGGUGUGCACUGGAAAGAAAAACCAAAGUGUAUCGACAGUUUUAUUGCACGGGCUACAUCUGUGGGCCAGAAGUUGUGUUUUGUGGUCUUUCCUCAGAUUGACCCUAUUGAGAUUGCCAGUCCUUCAGAAUGGACUGAUCGGUCAUCCGGCAGAAAAAGUUUCUCUGGCAGAUUGUAAAGGUUCCCUUUCUGAACAUGUGAAGAUUUUUGUCCUGGCUCCUAUUUUUAAAUUGCUGUUGUUUAUGUGGAGGCAUUCUUUACUACAAUGAAAGUCUCCAGUCUGAUUUCUGAUCCUGAUAAAUCAGCUUUUCAUCUAAUAUUCAAGUGGACAUGCCUGCUGUUCUGUUUGAUGUGUGAAUUUUUACAUUUCAUGUAUUGUCUUUUGAGGAUCAACGUGUAAAAAUCUAAUGGCUUUUGUUACCCUUUCAUUCUUCUACAGAACCCUGAUUGACUGACAUUAGGUAAUCAUGUCUUUUAGUUCUAUUUAGGAUUUUGUUGUGCUCUAAAGUUUUGAUCAACCAGAUCAAAACCAAUUAAAAGUAAAAAAAAAAAAUGAGGCACCGUUUAUUUUUGAAAACAAUUAAAACUCCACAAAAAUGUGCUUUGUCUCUCCCCCUCCAUUCCUCUGCUACCUGACCCCUUUGUUAAUGUGUUUUAUAAAAAUUACCACAUACUGUAAAAUACCCUUUCCCCCUCACACACACACUUUCUGUUGAUGUUUAUGUUUCAGAUCAUCAGGCAAAUCUGAACAUCAAACAAAGCCUCAGUAAACGCUAAUAUAUAUAUAUAUAACUCUAAACACUGAUUUUGCCCUUCUUCUUGUUGGCACCAACUGAAAUCAAGCCCUUGUGGUAGCUGUCGAUAUUAUUUUUGUAUUGAUAUGGACAAAAUGUUGAGGCCUGUAUACUUUUGCAACCUUAGUUUUCUUCUUUGUUAACCACUAUGUUAAUUGAGGAUUUAACAAGGAGGGGAAUUACAUUUUUUAACAAAGGUUUGGAAAGCUUUUUCCCUCAAUAAAUAAAGUCCUGAUAUAAGAGUUUUUUUGUUUUUACUUAGUUUAUCUUUAUCUGACAUUAAAAUGUGCUCAAUGAGCCAAACGGUAAGGUUUUACAAAAGACCUUACCGUUUGGCUAUAAAAAAACAAAACAUAAGAAUUGUGUUGCAGGUAACACUCACAUUACAAUGCUUUUUCAUAGCAUUGAAACGUGAGCUUCUGGUUUUGUCAAGCAAGACAGAUCUACUGCAGCCUGACAGAUAUCUCACUGAUACAGCAGCAACACCGUAAUCCAAAUUAGCAGAAGCCAAGUUGGGACUGAAAGCCCUUUGUAGUACAUUUGGUGCUGGAGGACGUUCAUUCCUGUUCAUGUUGCCACAUCUUUGGCCUGGACUGAAAUAUUUCAAAGACUACAGAACAAUGUGGUAUUUUGUAUAGUUCUCAAGAGUUUAAUAAUCAUAAUACUGUAAAUAUUCAGUCACUUGGCACCUUUGAUCAAUCUCACCUUGAAUUCACUCCAGACUGGCUUAGACUAACUUUAGGGAGAACAUAGCUUUGACAUCCAACUGCUGUCGCUUGACCCAGGCAGGAAAACAUGUACAGGUUUCACUUUCUCGAAAAUGCCAAUAGAAUUACUCUCAGGGAGAGCGUGAAUGAAGCUGGAUUUUGGUCAGAUGUUAUGGAUAACUUUUUGCUUGUCUUUUGGUUACAUAUUUGGCAGUUCUUCAAAAAUAAUUUCAGAACCUAGAGCAAUUUUCAGACUUGUGAAUUGCAGUUUUAACUUUGCAACUCGGUAUUUCAGCUUAGUGAAUCUGAAAUAUUUGAAAGACUUGUAUCUUGUCAUGUAGUUGUCAGUUAAACUGUUGAUCAGUUAUUAACUAUAGUUUUUCCCAACAGUUUAGUUUUUGUUGUUGUUGUUGUUUUAAUUAACAUGUCAAUGAACUUACUCACAUGUUAAAACGUUGUGCAAAUGGUAUGAAAUAGCAUACUGGUUUUUAAUAUUUUUACAAAUGAAAUCUAAGCUGUGUAGCCUACAUUUACAUUUAGCCCUUCUGAGUCAUACUUAAAAACUAUUUUGGAAUGUUGACUUGCUGCAGUUUAACUCCUUACAAUUCCUGGAAUUGUAAAGACGUCUGGUAGAAUUUUACCCGGGUUAGACAAAACUUAUUCACGAAGCACCUUAGGUCUUAUGAGGGCUCCUGAUGUGACUAAUUGUUAGGGGGAGUGAGGAGGACUUCGUCAGCAUAAUGCCUUCAAACUCAUAUGUCCCUCUGGGAUUUCUGUGUUCAUAGUUUAUAUGCGGUUUGCUUUCUGCAACACAUUGUGGCCAAAAAGCUAAUUGAUUUUGGCACCUUCCACAUGUUUAUUGUGUCCCUUAGCUUGAGGUUAACUGCAAACAUGACUCAUUAUGGCAGUCUUUCUUGUUUGUUUAAGAAUUGUUUUUGGCACUACACUAGUAGGGAUCUUAAUUCUAAAAGAUGUUUGUAUAAAAAAAUGUACGUCAUAAAAGCCAUGUAAUCUUUUCCAGGUUUUAGCAUUUUUUUUUCAACCAGGCUUCAGGUGGUUAAAGUUGCACGAUGGCCUAAUUGUCAUUAUUUAUUCAACAAAGUAAAAUUCAAUCAAAAUGGAAAGUGUAAAAGUAGUGCGCACCCAACCCACUUUGCAGCCUCUUUCUGACAAUAAGUCUGUCAUAUUGUUAUGGAAGUCUUAGCCUGCCCUUCUUUCCAACAUUGCUUCACUCCAUUCAUUCCUUCAUGCACUGUUCCCGUAUACACCACAGCAACUCAGUCAGCUCGGGGUCUGGUUUAUUCUAUGAUUGAUUGAUUUCUCCCUCUCUUUUAAUUCUCUGCUUUGUCAUUGCAGUUAUUUGUGUAUUUUUCUUUAACUUUACUUAAUUUACUCAGAUCUAAACUUUUAGAGGUGUUAUGUCUGUCCCUCAUUUUGUAAUCUCU
Molecule: messenger RNA, 4423 nt
Organism: Gambusia affinis (western mosquitofish)
Lineage: Eukaryota; Metazoa; Chordata; Actinopteri; Cyprinodontiformes; Poeciliidae
Gene: slc7a10b
Product: solute carrier family 7 member 10b
Exons: 11
Coding region: 18-1655 (545 amino acids)
Biological process (GO): amino acid transmembrane transport; D-alanine transmembrane transport; D-serine transmembrane transport
Cellular component (GO): membrane
Molecular function (GO): neutral L-amino acid transmembrane transporter activity; L-amino acid transmembrane transporter activity
Source: RefSeq, a predicted model, not a curated record